CACGGCAGCGCGCCGCAAACAGACUAGGACCCCGUCGCGCUCGCGUCCCUCUGGUCCUUGAGCCGGCGGGGACGGCGGAGCUAUGGCCUUGAGGCUGCUGAGACUUGUUCCAGCGUCGGCUUCCGCGCGCGGCCUCGCGGCCGGAGUCCAGCGCGUGAGACAAAUUCAUACCAGUGUGCAAAGCCAGAUGAAAUAUGGAGCUUUGGCCUUCAUUCUUGGUGACAAGACAACCAAAAAGCUGAAUGAAUACAGCCGAGUGAUAACAGUAGACGGGAAUAUAUGCUGUGGGAAAAACAAGCUCGCAAAGGAGAUCGCAGAGAAACUAGGCAUGAAGCACUUUCCAGAAGCAGGCAUACAGUACUCCAGCAGCACCACGGGUGAUGGGAGGCCCCUCCACACGGAAUUUAGUGGCAGCUGUAGCCUAGAGAGAUUUUAUGAUAAUCCCAAAAGCAAUGAUGGCAACAGCUACCGCCUGCAGUCCUGGCUGUAUGCCAGCCGCCUCCUCCAGUACUCGGACGCCCUGGAACACCUGUUGAGCACAGGACAAGGUGUGGUCUUGGAGCGCUCCAUCUACAGUGACUUUGUCUUCCUGGAGGCAAUGUACAACCAGGGCUACAUCCGAAAGGAGUGUGUGGACCACUACAAUGAAGUGAAGAGGCUCACUCUCCCAGAGUACCUGCCACCCCAUGUAGUCAUCUACAUCGAUGUGCCUGUGCCAGAGAUAAAGAGCCGGAUCCAGAAGAAAGGAGACCCACAUGAAAUGAAGAUCACCACUGCCUAUCUCCAGGACAUCGAGAACGCCUACAAGAACACCUUCCUCCCAGAGAUGAGUGAGCAGUGUGAGGUUUUGGUGUACAGUACCUGGGAAUCUGAAGACUCAACCAAGGUGGUAGAGGACAUUGAAUACCUUAACUACAACAAAGGGCCUUGGCUUCAACAGGAUGACCGAACCUUUCACCACCUGCGGAUGCUGGUUCAGGAUAAGAUGGAUGUGUUGAAUUACACGACCGUUCCUAUCUAUCUCCCAGAAAUCACAGUUGGACCUCACCAGGGUACCCGAAUCUACAACAGCUUCAGAGAGCUGCCAGGCCGCAAGUACAACCCUGGGUACAAUGCCGAGGUGGGUGACAAGUGGAUCUGGCUGAAGUGAAUUGUCCCUUCUACCCAGCUGUGUCACAGCCAUGAAUAUGUCUGCUCUGCCCAACUCUGUGAACUCCGGAGCUUUGCAAGUCAACAGGAAAAAGGCAAUGAUCAAGAAAUUGCCCAAAGAAAUGGUGUAACAACAGUCAAAAAUAGUCUAACAAAAACAGUCUGCCCUGCCCUGUGCCUAGUCAGCUAAUGAAAGUUUCAAAUUCCAUUGAAAAGGUUCUGGAACCUUCCAUUUUUAUUUUGGAAUCAUCUGGGGAAAAAAACAAAACAAAGCUGGUCUGCUCUGAAAGAGCAGCUCCCACUGGAUGCCCACAUCCCCAUGCCCUUCGGUCUUCUCCACUGCAAGAAAUAAAGAUGGCUCUGUGGCUCCUCCUCCUGUGUCUGCACCGCACACACAUGCACGCUCACACACACACACACACACACACACACACACACACACACACACACACACACCCCUGGUGGUGAUGCUGAGCCUUCCAUCCCUUCCCUGCAGUUCAGGCCAUUCAUACACAAUGUUGAAGCGGGUUUUUUGGAGCAUUUGUUCUUCUUGUAACAGUGCACAUUAGAGCAGAAAGGGAAAGAAGAACCUCCACACACUGGCAGAGUGCUGUCCUCUAGAGCAGGCUCACUUGAUGAGCGUGGGACGUGGGUAUGGACACAAGGUCUGAUGCCGUUACCAAAAGUCAGGGUGCCAGUCCCAAGUGAAGACUUUUGUCAUUCACCUAUAUUGGAACCUAAGGGGAAGAGUCCUUAUAAGCUAGUGUCAAUUGGUGUUGCUGUUUGGAAGUCCCUCUGUAAGUUGUCCUAAGUUGUGAGUUUGUACUGAGCCCCUGCUGUGGCUGCUCCUAGUACAUGUGAUUUACAUUUAACUUAAUUAAAAGUGAAUGAAAAUUA
Phodopus roborovskii (desert hamster) is the source of this 2046-nucleotide messenger RNA. It is a transcript of the gene Ndufa10, whose product is annotated as NADH:ubiquinone oxidoreductase subunit A10. NCBI's taxonomy places the organism in Eukaryota, Metazoa, Chordata, Mammalia, Rodentia, Cricetidae. Gene Ontology annotation, biological process: mitochondrial electron transport, NADH to ubiquinone. The coding region runs from base 83 to 1150 and encodes 355 amino acids. Gene Ontology annotation, cellular component: cytoplasm. The record is from RefSeq and is a predicted model, not a curated record. The transcript is spliced from 10 exons.